Messenger RNA from Pecten maximus, 1587 nucleotides. Its product is annotated as DNA polymerase epsilon subunit 3-like. Bases 139 to 648 code for a protein of 169 amino acids. The record is from RefSeq and is a predicted model, not a curated record. The transcript is spliced from 4 exons. Gene Ontology annotation, biological process: DNA damage response; leading strand elongation; heterochromatin formation. Gene Ontology annotation, molecular function: protein heterodimerization activity; chromatin DNA binding. Gene Ontology annotation, cellular component: epsilon DNA polymerase complex; CHRAC. Lineage: Eukaryota; Metazoa; Mollusca; Bivalvia; Pectinida; Pectinidae.
AUUUACGCUGACCCAUUUCCGGGAACAAAGAUGGCGGGAAAUAAACAAAAAGAGCACUGCUGACAUUACCAACAUAGCAUUACUCGUGCCAUUGGCCUCCGCAAAGACUAUUUUUAAACAUUUUUACAGAAAGAAACAAUGGCUGAAAGACCAGAGGAUCUGAACCUUCCUAAUGCUGUUGUAACCAGAAUUAUUAAAGAUGCAAUUCCAGAUGGUGUGAAUGUAUCAAAGGAAGCCAGAUUGGCCAUUUCCAAAGCUGCCAGUGUGUUUGUGUUAUAUGCCACCUCAUGUUCUAACAACUUUGCCCUGAAGGGGAAGAGAAAAACUAUCACUGCCCAGGAUGUGAUGUCUGCCAUGGAUGACAUGGAGUUUGAACACUUUGUAGAACCCCUACAGCAGUGUCUGGAUUCCUACAGACAGGGACAGAAAAAUAAGAAGGAAGCAGCAUCAGAGCGGAAAAGGAAGACUCAAGUAGAAGUGACUCCGAUAGAAGAAGACGGAGAGGAAAAUGGGGGCGAGGAUGACGAUGACGAUGACAGUGGAGACGAUGUUCAACAAAAUCAAGACAAUGGUGUGAUGAGUAAAGACAAUGAUGCAGAGGCACAAGAGGAUAGCGAUGUUGUAGAAAUAUCAGAUGAGGAUGGAUGAAUAGAAAAUAUGAAAACAAAGUUUGUUUCACUGUUAGUUGAAAUUACAUGAAAAAACAAUGAAUGGUGUUCAUGCUCAUGAGGAAUUCAAUGUAUAACAAAGUUGAUUGUGAUGAAGGAAUAAGAUAAAUUUGUCUAAGAAAAAACAGGAAGUGAGUUAGAUUUUAAUUAAUCUUUGUUUUCUUCUCUUGUUGUAUUUUAUGGUGUCUUGUUAGGUAAUAGUCCAAUUAAUCUGCAUGUUAUAGUCAUAUCUGAUGGUUCAAUACAUGGUUUUAAAUCUUACAUCAGGUUUAUUUUCAUCAUGGUUUCUUAAUAUCUUUAUAUCACAUGAAAGUGUCGAUGAGCCAUGGUGAAGGAUCCGUCGUCUGUCAGUCAGUAGGCAGGGUACCUAUGAUAGAACACUAUAAAAUUUCCUCAUAUGAAUGACGUUGACUAAUUUUCAAGGUCAUAAGGGUAAAAUAUUUGAGAGAAAAAAUGGAGAAUUCUUAUGAAGAUUCAUUAGACGAAAGGUACCAAUAAUUGUACAUGUAGGUUCGUGGAAUAUAGGUACCUUGGAUGCAGUGCUAUGAAGUGACUGACACUGUGUCAAUGCAACACCCUAUGUUGCGAUUCCCCAAUGCAUCAGUUCAGUGAAUUCUUAUACCUCUGUUAGAAAUGUUGCAUACAUAUACCAUUUCAUGAUACUUCACUGACAGUUUCCAGGUCAAAAUUUGUUAAGUGUAAUUUUGUCUUCAUUUCUUACUAGCUAAUGGUACAUGUAUGUGAUCAAUUCAGGCCUUUUUUGCCUUUUUUUUGUGUCACAGGUUAAGAAGUUGAAUUUUGAUACUAAAAGACCUAUAUGCAUUGAUUAUUCCACAAAUAAUCAGUAACAUGUUUUGUUAAGAUGUUACCACUAUGUGAAUAUAUGGGAUUCUGUAAUAAAAUCUUGCAAAUAUUUAUA